Haemonchus placei is the source of this 111-nucleotide messenger RNA. The record is from the annotation of a GenBank genome assembly. Lineage: Eukaryota; Metazoa; Nematoda; Chromadorea; Rhabditida; Trichostrongylidae.
AUGUCGUGUCCAUGGUCGAUAUCGACUCGUUUAAUCGUCAAUAAAUGGAACACAAUAGAAUUCUAUAUGGACUUGCUUCCGCUCAGCUUGUUCCACAAUGAACUGUGCUGA